Messenger RNA from Puntigrus tetrazona (Sumatra barb), 4005 nucleotides. It is a transcript of the gene gja5b, whose product is annotated as gap junction protein, alpha 5b. Gene Ontology annotation, biological process: cell communication. Bases 862 to 1983 code for a protein of 373 amino acids. Gene Ontology annotation, cellular component: connexin complex. The record is from RefSeq and is a predicted model, not a curated record. Lineage: Eukaryota; Metazoa; Chordata; Actinopteri; Cypriniformes; Cyprinidae. The transcript has 2 exons.
UGAGUAUGAGGGCACUUCCAGAUCGUCCAUGACGGUGGUCGGCAAGCUAGCAGCUGUUUUUGAUUAUCAACAAGUCUUUAAUCUGUCAUCCCCUGACACUGAGAAGACAAGGACUCAUCUAAAGAGAAGACUGAAUUGAUUGGUUUAUUUGACACUAGACGAAUCAGAGGACGCAUACUGGGGUGAAACAACAGAGGUGAGCAUCUAUAAAAGACAUUCAUCUUUCUGUGCUCAAACCCCGAGAGCUAGAAACCACCACAGCGAGUCAUCCAUCAAUUCCAGCUUUAUCUUUGAAGGAAACGGCUUACGUUUCGUCAACUGGCAUAAUAAAGAGUCGAUUUUCUCCAUCGGUCUGUGGAAGGUACUGAGGACGAGAGGACAAGAAGCAAUCUGUCUGCAAACAGCCUCGUGUCCGCAUACUCGAUCCUGUCAGGAAGAUACAAGAGGAAGAAAAAGAGCUGCAGCUCAAUCACCUUGUUCCCACUGAGCUGUCGAGAUACCUCCUUCAGCAUCCCUACCAAUAAGGCAGCAUCGACGGUCUUGACUGUAUUCCAGAUCGUUCAACACUACAGUCACUGAACGUAUGAACAGAACCAUACAUCACAGUGAAGCGGCUGAAGUUUGAAGGCCUCUGAUGCUCGGCGGCUCUCAGUCGGCCAAGUAGUUCUGGUAACUAAUACACUCUAAAAGCAGAAGAGACAGGAAGUGUUCUCAGGUGAAGGGGCAGAGCGAAUCUGUCAAGAUUCAUCACUAAAUAGCCAACUGUUUACCCACCAUUUGACAGAGAGACAAACACACACCUGUCGGAUCUUUAACAGACAACUGCUGGGCCACAACUAUUAAAGGCUCUUCUGACUAAUCAUGGCUGACUGGAGUCUGCUGGGGAACUUUCUAGAAGAAGUCCAGGAACAUUCCACCUCUGUGGGAAAGGUGUGGCUCACCAUUCUCUUCAUCUUUCGGAUCCUGGUCCUGGGCACGGCCGCCGAGUCCUCGUGGGGCGACGAGCAGGAAGACUUCACCUGCGACACGGAGCAGCCCGGUUGCGAGAACGUUUGUUACGACCGAGCCUUCCCCAUAGCGCAUAUCCGCUUCUGGGUGCUCCAGAUUGUAUUCGUAUCCACACCUUCGCUCAUCUACAUGGGACACGCGAUGCACAGUGUCCGCAGAGAGGAAAAGAGGAGGAAAGAGCAGGAAGAAGAAGAAGAAGAUGGAGAGAAGUACCCAGAGAAAGAUAAGAACUGUGGGAAGGAAGACGAAGGUGGAGGUGGGAAGGUGAGAUUGAAGGGGGCUUUGCUACAAACCUACGUACUAAGCAUCCUCAUCCGCUCUGUAAUGGAAGUGAUAUUCAUCAUGGUCCAGUACAUGAUCUACGGAAUCUUCCUUAACGCGCUCUACGUGUGUAAGAGCCCUCCGUGUCCGCAUCCCGUCAACUGCUACAUCUCCAGACCUACAGAGAAGAACGUGUUUAUUGUGUUUAUGUUGGCGGUAGCAGCUGUCUCGCUGCUGCUCAGUAUCGUAGAACUCUAUCAUUUGGCGUGGAAGCAGGUUAAGGGUUGUUUGCGACGAUAUAAAGCUUCCAAACAGCGAACGAAUACAACUUCCACCGUCGCUGCAGUCUCACCAAACCCGUCCACACCAAACAGAGCCUGCACUCCACCACCUGACUUCAACCAAUGCCUGACAUCCCCACCGUCUUCCCCUACCAUACAUACACGCGCGCACUCGCUCUUACACCCGACCUGCCCGCCUUUUCACGACCGACUGGAGCACCAGCAAAACUCGGCCAACAUGGUCACCGAACGCCAUCGAAGUCAAGACUACCUAGGGGUCAACUUCUUGAGCUUCUCACACACACCUACAGAGACGCCCAACUCGUGCGCCUCGCCUUCGUUUCUGAGCAGCGAUUUUGUUGAGGACAAGCGAAGGUUUAGCAAGAGCAGCGGGACCAGCAGCCGCAUGAGACCGGAUGACCUUGCAGUGUAGCGCUGGCCAAUCGCAUCUGGAAAAGCGUGAUGAAGCUGCGACCUGAUUUUGCACUCGACCCACUGCAUUUACUUUAUUGCUGUCUGAUUGUCUGAGCCAGAAUAUCGGUUCACACAUUUGCACAACUGCAUGAAGAUAACCAUAUAUCUUUAAUGUGCCUCUAUUAUUGCACAUGAAAGGUUCAUAUUUUGGUUUUGAGAUUUUCUGGACAGGUUGACAUGCGUCCGAAGUAAAACAAAAACACUUUAAUUUUCUUCUAAUAUGCGUUUAGUUUUACCUUAUUUGCGAGUGAAGUGCUGCUUCGUGUACAGAGUUACCCGGGGAAACCGAUAUAUUAAAUGAGCCAAAAGCAGCACCUAGUGGCAAAGAACGAAUUUAGAAAAUACCAAGAAGUGGACAGGCAAUAUGCAGUGGUUUCAAGGGCAUACUAAUACAAUAAGGGCACUUAAAGAAAUGUAUAUUAAAAAAAACAACACAAAAUCAAGACUAUACAUGCAUUAUAAUAUUUCAUGAAAAUGGUGAAACUUGCUCGACCUCUGAAACAUUGUCACUUUGCCUUUAGACUAAUGCAUUUGAAACAAUCAAGCCAACUUUUUACUUUGAAAUACACCAUAUUACACUACUGUUUUACUGUAAUAAUGCACUGAUGAGAUGUUCUUCAAUAAAUUUUUUUCCUUAUUGGUAAAUGAGAUUUUAUGUUAUAUUUGCUGAACCUGGCUGAGAAGAAAAUGAACACGUUUCUGUGUCAAAUGCAUUUCUCAAAUGGAAAACGGACAUUGAGCUAACCAUUUGAACUGGACAUUUUGCAUUUUGAACACUUACUGUGACUUCGCAACCGAUUUUGAUUGCGCAAGAAAGGACAAUGGAUAGACACGGAUGCAAUGGCAUGCAAAAACUGAGUAAUUUAAACUGAUAAUCUGGGGUGAAGAGCUCUUAAGCGGAGCACAGUUGUGUACAGAAAAUAUGAAAAGAAAAAAAGGAAUGUAAUACAAUGUUGUUGUUUUAACCUUUGCAGUCAUUUGUAAUUCUAUUUGUAAAAAUGUAUGUACUUGUUAUUAAUUUUAAGUAUCAGAGUUUUUGUUAUUAAUGCAUCAUUUAGUAAAGAUAAAAAAAAAAAAUGCCAGCAUACAUCUAUAUACACACAAAUACAUACUGAAAUUUCAAAUCAUGUCACAGCUACCACAAGGUGGCGCAAUCACUCUCCAUUACAAUACAUAGCUAGCCAGUAGUCUAACACAUGGACUCUUCAGAAUGCUCUGGGCAGGUGUUGUUAUCCUGACACUGAAGUGCUUUACAUUUCAUGUUGGUGGAUAAAAAAGCGAACUAGUCUCCUUGCAGCAGCUGCUAAAUCUCAGCUAACCUCGGCUAAAAUUAGCCCUGCAACGGAACGCAUUCUCCACCAUCGGUUCAAGAGCAACAUGUGCUGGAUCAUUAUUGCACCACAGCAAGAUUUUGAAAGGAUUUGCUGAGGUUCAAACCGGACUGGCUACUAAUCUCUCAAGCGAGAACACACACCGAGAUAUGCCGUUUUUAAAAAGUUAUACAGAAGGCUAUAUAGAAUCUGUAAACAAAUUUGAAACAUUUCAAAUCAAAUAAGAUUUUCCAUUUACAAAAAAAGAGAAAGUUCAAAAUGCUAAUUCGACAUAAAUCCAAAGCAAGCACAUAUUUGUGAUUUACCUGAUGAUUUUAUCCAAAGCCACUUGCAAUACAGGCACAAAGCAUUGCUCAAUAAAACCCAGAAGUAAUCAGCUUGUGGAAUUUAAAUCAAAACAACAUUCUAGUAUCAAAUAAUAAUUUAAAAACUUGCUACACCACCCCUAAACCGGAGUAAAUGUUUCACAAUUUUCGAAUAAGAAUAAUAACAUAUCCCAUGUCUUGCAACUGGUAGCCCAAAAGAAUUUUUGUUUUAGAAAAACUAUCCUGCCACAAGGGGGCAGAGGAAGACCAUGAGAUACACACAAAGGCAUUGACACUCUUUAUACCAAACAAUAUAUUUUAUUUGUCGUCCAACACCACAGCCCA